AAGCCGUGUAAUACUUCUGUCCGGACAGUGGCUUGUGAUCAGCUGGAUCAUUUGAAAGUCUUGAAAGUUAAUAAUUAUUUCUCCUUCAAUAUGGCAGUGUUCGUGUUGUUGAUGUUUCUUAUGUUUUCUAAAAGUGUUUUAUGUCAAGAAUCAUUAACUAUGGCAUGCAACACCGAUGAUAUCGCUUGUCUAAGCAAAGCUACCGAAUUAUUCCUAGAAAAAACGCACAAAGGAAUACCCGCUUAUAAUAUUGUGACCAUAGAUCCCUUAGUUAUACCUUCAUACGAGUUUGCGUUUGAUGACGAAAACUUGAAAUAUAAGUAUACUACUUUGACCGUGACAGGAUUACGGCAUCAGAAAAUAUCGGAUUUUAAAAUGGACACCAAAGCAAAGUCAGUAGUGCUCACGACUCAAGCCGAUUUAGAUAUGGUCGGUAAUGUAGAUAUAACACUCACCAAGUCAUCGAGGACCCUAUCAGGACAUUAUAAGUUGCAUGCAAGAAUAUUAGGCACAGCUACCUACAACUACGAACUUAAGACAGACGAAAAAGGAGUCAAUCAUUUCCAUGUCGGCCCAGAGAAAAUCACUUGCAAAGUUGCCGAGAAUCCGACAGCUGUAUUAUCCCCUGAGUUUCAGCAGAUUCUGUCUAAUGAUCCUGAAGCCAAAACAUACAACGAUGAGAAGCGAAUGGAGUUAAGAAAAAGGAUGGCUUGCAAAAUUGCGGAGAAAGCCUACACUAACGUCGUUCAUAACAUCAGAGCAGCUGCCAAAGCAGUACCGUCGUCAGCUUUCUUUAACAAUAUCCAAUAAAAAUAUGUAAUGCGUUAUAUAAUAUAUUUUAACAUUCGAUAAAUAUUUAUGGUUUUGAAUCGAAAUAGUCCUGUAUUUUUGACUGAUAACAACAAAAAGUUUUGUCUGAUAAAAAGGCUAAAAUCAUAUUAUACCUAAUACUCGUAUGUUUUCAAAACACGUGCAACAGUGAAGUCGUAUCAAUUUGUGUUGCGUUUUAGUUGAAUAAAUUCUGAGUUAAAAGUU
Messenger RNA from Leguminivora glycinivorella, 1035 nucleotides. RefSeq names its product juvenile hormone-binding protein-like (gene hJHBP). The transcript has 5 exons. NCBI's taxonomy places the organism in Eukaryota, Metazoa, Arthropoda, Insecta, Lepidoptera, Tortricidae. The record is from RefSeq and is a predicted model, not a curated record. Bases 91 to 810 code for a protein of 239 amino acids.